Messenger RNA from Austrofundulus limnaeus, 452 nucleotides. RefSeq names its product beta-microseminoprotein. The coding region runs from base 24 to 347 and encodes 107 amino acids. The record is from RefSeq and is a predicted model, not a curated record. Lineage: Eukaryota; Metazoa; Chordata; Actinopteri; Cyprinodontiformes; Rivulidae. The transcript has 4 exons.
ACCCUACAAGUUUGACAGCCACAAUGAAAUAUUUGGUCUGUGCUUUGCUGCUCUGUGUCCUGGUGUCACAGACCAACGCUUAUUGUUUUUUCAAGGCCUCAACAAAUGCACAACAGACACAUUGUCAGGAUGAUGUAGAUAAGACGUGGCAUCCAGCUGGCUCCAGUUGGAGAAACAGUGCGUGUAUGGAUUGCUCCUGUGAUUCAUGUUGUUCUGGGUUUUCUAUCCCAAGAGGCUUCCCUGAUGACUGCGUGUCAGUGUUUGACCCAAAAACUUGUGUGUACAUCGUGCACAAGAAGAACAACCCAUCUGAGCUCUGUCCAAUUUUUGCUGCCGUAGGGAGAUAAUUUCAGUGUUAAAAAUGGUCUGAAAUAGAAUUUGGUGUCAUGUGGUGACAAUCCGUUUAUUUGCAAAAGGCUUGCUCAAAAAAUAAACAUUCUUCCCAACCUUUA